AUGACUCGCUUAGGCCACUGCUUGUGUGACACGGGGACCACCACUCGGUGCCUGACUGGUCUCCGGGGCCACAGGUACCGGCUCUGCCCCUCCAGAUCCACGGACAAGGAGCUCGGAUUGGCGGUUUGGUGGUACCGGCGGCUGCGUGGCCGUUUCAACGGUCGUCUCCCUCCUGAGAGGAUCCGAGCGGGCGCCAGGCCAGGGUGGGCCGCGCGGCAGGAGAAAGCCAGGGAGACUGACAGGAACUCGGGAAGUCUUUGCCGUGCAGAGCUUUGGCCUUGCAGCUGGGAGACUCACGGGACCUUCUCCGCCUUGGAGGUGGAGCAGGGCCUGCCAUCCUGUCCCAGCACCAUGAGCUCCAACAGCUCCCCGGAGGAGAACCCUGAGGGAGAUGCAGGGAGAACAGGGCGGAAGCCCACGGACAAAGAUUUGGCUUCUUUCCAGGUCUCAGAGCCUCUCAACCAGCUUUCCUGUGUCACCGAAGGCAGACCAAGCACCAUGUGGAUGACACUGAGGAUUCUGAUGAAGAAUGGACACCUCGGCAGAAAGGGAAUGUCCAGGGCACUGUUAAGUAAUGAAUCUAGUUUGAAGAAAUUGCCCGGAACAACAGAUUUACUGAACACAAGUGACUCAGAGAAGGCCCAGAAACGAGUGUCCCCUCCUGCAGAAGCAAGUACCUCCAGAUGGCACUCUAGACAAAAAUUGGAACUCGAGAGAAAGGAGAUUGAAAUGAAGGUGUACAGCCUGCGAGAAAGAAAGGGUCGGUCAUACAAAGAGGUCGAUGAGCCUCAGGAUGAUGACUACCUGUAUUGUGAGAAAUGCCAGGACUUCUUCAUCGACAGCUGUGCGGCUCAUGGACCCCCUACAUUUGUAAAGGACAGUGCAGUGGACAAGGGGCAUCCCAACUACUCAGCCCUCACUUUGCCCUCUGGGCUGAGAAUUGGGCCAUCGGGCAUCCCUGAGGCCGGGCUUGGAGUAUGGAAUGAGGCAUCCGAUCUGCCAUUGGAUCUGCACUUUGGCCCCUUUGAGGGCCAGAUCACAGAAGAUGAAGAGGCAGCCAACAGUGGCUACUCCUGGAUGAUCACCAAGGGGAGAAACCGCUAUGAGUAUGUGGAUGGAAAGGACAAAUCUCGGGCCAACUGGAUGAGGUAUGUGAACUGUGCCCGGGAUGAUGAGGAGCAGAACCUGGUGGCCUUUCAAUACCACGGGCAGAUCUUCUAUCGAACUUGCCAGGUCAUCAGGCCGGGCUGUGAACUGCUGGUCUGGUACGGAGAUGAAUACGGCCAGGAGCUGGGUAUCAAGCGGGACAGCAAGUGGAAGAAAGAGCUCACAGCAGGGAGAGGUGGGCACCACUAUUAUUCUUUAAAUAGAACAGAAGAGAAAGAAUUCUCCUUGGGAAUU
Molecule: messenger RNA, 1401 nt
Organism: Cynocephalus volans (Philippine flying lemur)
Lineage: Eukaryota; Metazoa; Chordata; Mammalia; Dermoptera; Cynocephalidae
Product: histone-lysine N-methyltransferase PRDM7-like
Exons: 9
Biological process (GO): regulation of DNA-templated transcription
Cellular component (GO): nucleus
Molecular function (GO): protein binding; histone methyltransferase activity
Source: RefSeq, a predicted model, not a curated record